CUACCUCCCAAUCUGACUUUGUCUUUGGUUUCAUCCCAUACUUUAUUCACCCCAUGUCUGAUAAGUCUCUCUCUCUCUCACUCCCUCUCUAUCUCUUUCUCUCUCUCUCUCUCUCUCUCUACCCAACCCCACAAGUUUUUAUUCAUUAAUUCCUUUCUCUUUUCCCUCUGGUUUAUAUUCUCUCUAUCUCUCUCUCUUAUAAUAAUCCCCAACCCAAAUCUCCCCACUUUCUCACUCCAUUUCUCCAUCAUGAAUGAUCCAUACUCAAAUCACUUCACAGGAGGAUGGUUCAACCCCAUUUUGCACCCCAAUUCUACUUACACUGCCAUUCCUGCAACUCCUUCUUCCUCCUCCUCUUCUUCUUCUUCUCCCUUCUGCAACUUUCUCCCUUUAGAUUACACACAACCUAGCUCACCUCCUUUGAGAGAAGCCCUCCCCCUAUUGAGCUUGAGCCCUAGAAGGACAGAUGAGCACGAAAAUUACAAGGAGAAGGAGGAGCUCAUGUGUGAAGAUGAUGAAGGGGAAGUCACAGUGGCCCUUCGCAUAGGGCUUCCGAGCUAUAGUGGGGUGAGCCAUCAAGGUUCUUCUGGUGAGAUGAUGGAGGUUGAUGAGAGAGAGAAGGCAUACCCUACGGCCACUCUCAACAAAGGGCAGUAUUGGAUCCCUACUCCUGCUCAGAUCCUUAUUGGACCUACGCAGUUCUCUUGCCCAGUUUGUUGCAAGACCUUCAACCGCUACAACAACAUGCAGAUGCACAUGUGGGGUCAUGGAUCACAAUACAGGAAAGGGCCUGAAUCCCUAAGGGGAACCCAACCAACUGCAAUGCUCAGGCUCCCAUGUUAUUGCUGUGCACCCGGCUGUCGUAACAACAUCGAUCACCCUCGAGCGAAGCCAUUAAAGGAUUUUCGAACCCUUCAAACCCAUUAUAAGAGGAAGCAUGGAAUCAAGCCUUUCAUGUGCAGAAAAUGCAGCAAAGCCUUUGCAGUAAGGGGAGAUUGGCGAACACAUGAGAAGAAUUGUGGGAAGCUUUGGUUUUGCAUUUGUGGGUCUGAUUUCAAGCACAAAAGGUCCUUGAAGGAUCACAUUAAGGCCUUUGGCCAUGGCCAUGCAGCCUAUGGUGUCGACUCUUUCGAAGACGAUGAUGAUCCCGCCUCCGAGAUCGAGCAGGAUGAUGAGUCCCAGUGAAUGAGAGUGAGUCUGAGAGAGAGAGUAGAUUGUGUAGUGGAAGGAACUGACUGAUCUUGGGUUAAUUUAUUAUCUAUACUUGCUAGUGAAGUAGAUUUGAGAACUGAAUUCUAAUUUUUUUGUUUUUUUUUCUUGGGGGGGUUCUUGAGAUAUAGUUCUAAUUUAUGUAAAUCAAUUUGCUUUGUUCACUGUGGGUACUUUUGAAUUCCUUUUAUCAGCUGCUUUUUUUGAAAUUCUA
Messenger RNA from Amborella trichopoda, 1423 nucleotides. Its product is annotated as zinc finger protein WIP5. Gene Ontology annotation, cellular component: nucleus. Lineage: Eukaryota; Viridiplantae; Streptophyta; Magnoliopsida; Amborellales; Amborellaceae. Gene Ontology annotation, molecular function: DNA-binding transcription factor activity. The record is from RefSeq and is a predicted model, not a curated record. Gene Ontology annotation, biological process: regulation of gene expression; anatomical structure development.